AUGUAUGAACAAUCAGAAAAUAGUAAUGAUACAGAAAUGAUUAAUCCAAAUAUUUUUAAUACUUUUGAUACUCCAAAACUAAAAAAAUCAAUUAGCAAAUACAUCUCUGAUGCUGAACAAAAAUAUAAAAUUGUUGAUGAAAUUUGUUCAGAAACAAAUUUAUAUUUAAUUCUUGGCGUUGAAAAAACAUGUUCAUUAGAAGAAUUAAGAAGAGCUUAUAUUAAUAGAUCAAGAAUUUGUCAUCCUGAUAAAUUUCCGGAAUAUCCAAAAGCAACAGAAGCAUUUCAAAAACUUUCAUAUGCUUACGAAACAUUGAAUAAGUCAUCUACAAGACGUGCUUAUGAUAUAUCAGGCACAAGUAAUUUAGGUAGCGUUAAUGGAACAGGCGAUGACACAUUACAUGGUGUUUUAUAUCAGUUGUUUUUGGAGUUUAUGGAUGGCGACUUUGAAAUGAUUCGUUCUUUAGUUAAUGCGUUAAAUGAAGGCAAUCCUGAAUUAAACUUAGGUGAAGAUACAAUUGAAACAAUUGAAACUGUGUUCAGAGGAAUGAGAGAAACACUUUUAGCGAUGAAAGCCGAAUUUAAACAAUUAGGUGGUAAAGGUAUCAUCAAUAAAGGACUUUUAGGUGAUAGCAUGGCUAAAGUUGUCACCGGAUUGGUUACUUGUUUAGAAGCGGGUGAACAAUACAUAUAA
Molecule: messenger RNA, 693 nt
Organism: Entrophospora sp. SA101
Lineage: Eukaryota; Fungi; Glomeromycota; Glomeromycetes; Entrophosporales; Entrophosporaceae
Source: the annotation of a GenBank genome assembly